AGGAAAGGGGCGCCCUUCGGUUGUGUGCAGCUUCCUGCCGCUGAAGAUGGGCAAGAAAGAUAAGAAGAUGGUGCCGGCGUUGGCAGAUUCUUCCAUUGGCUUAGACGGUGCCGCUGCACUUGAAAAGGCGAAGAAGAGAAAGAAGGACGGCGUCGAGAGUUUGGAACAAGGGGCUGAGGCCAAGAAGUUAAAGAUGAGCAUUGAAGAUGGAUUCGAAGGAGGAGUGGUGAAGAAAGAAAAGAAGCAGAAGAAGAACAAGGGGCUUGAUGUGAACGAGGAAGAGCCUAGUAGUAGUGCCGUGGUGGAAGAGGCAGGAGAGGUGGAAAAUAUAGAAAGGAAGAAGAAGAAAAAGAAGAAGGGGCUGAACGUGGAGGAAGUGGUGGUCAAUGUACUGGAGCCUAAUGGUGCCGUGUCGGCUGGACAGGACACGAACGGAAAGCAGAAAAAAAAGGAAAAGAAGGCGAAGCAAACAGGCGGUGAGAUCGGGGGUGAUGUGGCUGAGAUAGAGAGUGGGGCGGAUCACAAAGAAGAAGCUGGCAGUAAGAAGAAGAAGGCAAAGAAAGAGAAGAAUGGGCUGGUGGAGGAGACUAUGGCAAAUGAAGUCUUUGAGAAGAAGAAGAAGAAGGACAAGGGGGCGAACGGGAGUGUUGGGGUUUCCAGUGAAGGGGGAGAUCUGGGUUCGGCGAGGGCAGCAUUGAAUAUGGUGGUCACGGGGAGGGAUGCAAACACCGCAAAGUUCCGGCCGCUGCAAACGUUUGACGAAGCGAACCUCCCCGAGGUUUUACUCCACGGCUGUGCCGGCUUCGCCUCCCCCUCCCCCAUCCAGGCGCAGGCCUGGCCGAUCGCCCUUGCCGGGCGAGAUCUCAUCGGGAUUGCCAAGACAGGCUCUGGGAAGACGAUAGCAUUCGCCGUCCCUGCUCUUUCUCACAUCACUAAGCUCGGAAAGCCGCCCAAGUCGCCCGCGUGCCUGGUGCUCGCGCCCACUAGGGAGCUCGCAAUCCAGAUUGCGGAGGUGUUCGAGAACGCUGGCAAGCGGUGCGGCGUCAAGACCGUGUGCGUCUACGGGGGGGUCCCUAAGGGCCCGCAAAAAGCGGCGAUUCGGGCAGGGGCGACCGUCGUGGUUGCGACACCUGGCAGGCUGCAGGAUCUGGUCGAUGAAGGCGCGUGCGCCAUCGGGCAGUGCGGCAUGCUUGUCCUCGACGAGGCGGAUAGGAUGCUGGACCUGGGAUUCGAGCCGGCGAUUCGGAAGAUCAUUGGGCUGCUGCCGAAAGCCCACCAGACGUCCAUGUUCAGUGCCACGUGGCCCCCCGAGGUGGCCAAGCUGGCCGCCGAGUUCCUGAGGGAUCCCCUCAAGAUCACCAUCGGGUCUGAGGACCUGACGGCUAACCACGACGUAACCCAAAUUGUGGAGGUGUGCGAGCCGACGGGGAGGGAACCGAAGCUGGAGCAACUGCUGAGAAAGUACCAUGCGGACAGAAAGACGCGCGUGCUCGUGUUCGUUCUCUACAAAAAGGAGGCCGCCCAAAUGGAGACCUACCUGACGCGCAAGGGCUGGAAAGCGGUGGCAAUCCACGGGGACAAGGGUCAAGCAGACCGGUCCAGUGCUCUCCAACAUUUUCGGGACGGCACCAUCCCCCUGCUGAUUGCGACUGACGUGGCGGCCCGUGGGCUCGACAUCCCGAACGUGGAGUACGUCAUCAACUACAGCUUCCCGCUCACGGCCGAGGAUUACGUGCACCGCAUCGGGCGGACGGGGCGCGCCGGGAAGAAGGGUAUCGCGCACACGUUUUUCACGGUGAACGACAAAGCGCGCGCGGGGGAGCUGCAGAACAUUCUGCGGGAGGCGGGGCAACCGGUGCCCGAGGCGCUAACCGCCUUCGGGACGACGGUCAAGAAGAAGGAAUCCAAGCUCUACGGGGCUCACUUCCGAGAGGUUGACCUGGACGCAAAGGCGACGAAGAUAUCGUUCGACAGUGACGACGAGUAGGUUUAUCUUUGACAAUUAUUGGAUUAUAUAACUCUAUGAAGAUUUGAGUUUGUAAGGAAAGGUACCUGGAAUAAAAG
Molecule: messenger RNA, 2064 nt
Organism: Klebsormidium nitens
Lineage: Eukaryota; Viridiplantae; Streptophyta; Klebsormidiophyceae; Klebsormidiales; Klebsormidiaceae
Source: the annotation of a GenBank genome assembly